AUGUCUCACGGCAAACAGUUCACUCUUUUCUCUCACAAGAGAGGCCCGAACGGAUGGAAGGUCGCCUUGGUCCUUGAGGAACUUGGCUUGACCUACGAGUCGGUAUAUCUCGACUUCCAGAAGAGCGAACAGAAGGCUCCCGAGUUCAUCAAGUACAACCCGAACGGGCGUAUCCCUGCGCUGAUUGACCACAGCAACAGUGACUUCAUCGUCUGGGAGUCCAAUGCUAUUAUCCAGUACAUUGUCGACAAGUACGAUAAGGGGCACAAGCUGUCGAUCGCGCCUGGCACUGACGAGUACUACAUUCAGCUCCAAUGGCUCUAUUUCCAAGCAUCUGGCCAAGGCCCAUACUUCGGCCAGGCCGGCUGGUUCACGUUCUACCACCCGGAGAAGGUCCCGAGCGCGAUAGAGCGGUACAAGAACGAGAUUAAGCGUGUUUUUGGUGUCCUGGAGAGCGUGCUGUCGACGCGGGAGUGGCUCGUCGACAGCAGACUAACCGUCGCAGACCUUUCCCUUGUACCGUGGAAUCACCUCACUACUCCGCAUCUCGAGGAUGUUGACUUUGAGAAGGAGUUCCCAGCCACCGCCAAAUGGCACAACAAGCUCCUCAAGCGCCCAGCCGUCGAAAAGGUCUGGGCGGAGCGCACCAGGCUGCUCGCCCAGCCGUGA
This is a messenger RNA of Phanerochaete carnosa HHB-10118-sp, 669 nucleotides long. RefSeq lists its product as uncharacterized. The coding region runs from base 1 to 669 and encodes 222 amino acids. The record is from RefSeq and is a predicted model, not a curated record. The transcript is spliced from 4 exons. Lineage: Eukaryota; Fungi; Basidiomycota; Agaricomycetes; Polyporales; Phanerochaetaceae.